CCUUCCCUUUAUAUCUUCCCCUUCUAUGAAAGUGUGCUUGUGCUCAGCUCGUGUCCAUUACGUUGGUUUUAGGGUUUUUCAUUUGUUUACUCAUCUCGUUACUCUAGCUGUUACUGCACGAAAAGAGGAAAUGACGAAGUGUUACCCAACUGUGAGUGAGGAAUACCAGAAGGCGGUUGAAAAGGCUAAGAGGAAGCUCAGAGGUCUCAUCGCUGAGAAGAACUGUGCUCCACUAAUGCUCCGUCUCGCUUGGCACUCAGCCGGAACUUUUGACGUCAAGACCAGGACCGGAGGUCCAUUCGGAACCAUGAAGCAACCUGCCGAGCUCGCACAUGGUGCCAACAACGGCCUUGAUAUCGCCGUCAGGCUUCUCGAGCCGAUCAAGGAGCAGUUCCCUAUCCUUUCCUAUGCUGACUUCUAUCAGCUUGCUGGUGUUGUAGCCGUUGAGAUUACUGGUGGACCUGAAAUUCCGUUCCACCCCGGAAGAGAGGACAAGCCUCACCCACCUCCUGAGGGACGUCUUCCUGAUGCAACUAAGGGAGCUGAUCACUUGAGGCAGGUCUUUGGUGCUCAAAUGGGUCUCAGUGACCAGGAUAUUGUUGCUCUUUCUGGUGGCCACACCCUGGGAAGGUGCCACAAGGAGAGGUCUGGAUUUGAGGGACCAUGGACUACCAACCCUCUCAUCUUUGACAACUCUUAUUUCAAGGAACUCUUGUCUGGGGAGAAGGAAGGCCUUCUUCAGCUACCAACCGACAAAGUUCUCCUGUCUGACCCUGCUUUCCGUCCAUUGGUUGAUAAAUAUGCAGCUGAUGAGGAUGCUUUCUUCUUCGACUAUGCUGAAGCUCACCUGAAGCUCUCUGAGCUAGGAUUUGCUGAUGCAUAAGCUGGUGGCUGUAGAACAGGAUGAACCUAGAACAUUUUCCUCCACAGAUGGUAUUGGGUUUUUUUUUAAUCUCAAAGAAGUUGGUUAAUAGGCAGUUGUUUCUUGAAGAAUUUGGGUAUUUGCAGUUUUAUUUUGUUGAACGGAGUUUGUGGAGAUUUCCUAUGGAACUUGGGCUUUUUCUUGAUAAAUAAUAUACAAUUUCUUCGAAAUAA
Hibiscus syriacus is the source of this 1095-nucleotide messenger RNA. RefSeq names its product L-ascorbate peroxidase, cytosolic-like. Gene Ontology annotation, molecular function: heme binding; peroxidase activity. The record is from RefSeq and is a predicted model, not a curated record. Gene Ontology annotation, biological process: response to reactive oxygen species; cellular response to oxidative stress; hydrogen peroxide catabolic process. NCBI's taxonomy places the organism in Eukaryota, Viridiplantae, Streptophyta, Magnoliopsida, Malvales, Malvaceae. Bases 26 to 883 code for a protein of 285 amino acids. The transcript has 10 exons.